Otolemur garnettii (small-eared galago) is the source of this 2455-nucleotide messenger RNA. RefSeq names its product KIAA1191 ortholog. Gene Ontology annotation, cellular component: cytoplasm. Lineage: Eukaryota; Metazoa; Chordata; Mammalia; Primates; Galagidae. The coding region runs from base 369 to 1286 and encodes 305 amino acids. The record is from RefSeq and is a predicted model, not a curated record. The transcript has 9 exons.
UCUCGGCUUUAUCUCCGAGGCCGCCUGCCGGCCUGGGAGCCAGUGUUUCUUAGUCGGUCGGGGGACCUUCAGUGUCGCCGCCGCUCUCACCAUGGCUUGGGUCCAAGCUGCGCCACAACCUCUAGGGAGACGUGGGUCCUCGGAGCCACUUUAGUGUCGGACUUAGGGCUGCAGGCAGCUCCGCGGCGGCAGCAGGAGAACAGAACCUCUGGAUGGACCCUUCCUGGGAAGUUUUGCUAAUUUGCAGCAGCUGGACAAUGUUCCUCAUUACUGUCUGUCUGUCAGCAUAAUCAUCACAUAAUUUCACUGUGGUGGCAGGGAUUCAGCUCAGAAUUCUUUAUAGAAAACACCUGGAUCCCAGUCUUUCAAUGGCUUCAAGACAACCAGAAGUACCUGCUCUUGAGCCCAGUGGGCCUCUAGGCAAGAUGUCCCUGCCCAUCGGGAUAUACCGCCGGGCAUUGAGCUAUGAUGAUGCCCUUGAGGACCCUACACCCAUGACUCCUCCUCCAUCCGACAUGGGCAGCAUCCCCUGGAAGCCAGUGAUUCCAGAGCGCAAGUAUCAGCACCUCGCCAAGGUGGAGGAAGGAGAGGCCAGUGUAUCCUCCCCUGCUAUGACUCUGUCAUCAGCCAUUGACAGUACGGAUAAGAUCCCAGUGGUGAAGGCUAAAGCUACCCAUGUCAUCAUGAAUUCUUUGAUCACAAAGCAGACCCAGGAGAGCAUUCAGCGUUUUGAACAACAAGCAGGGCUGAGAGAUGCUGGCUACACACCCCACAAGGGCCUCACCACCGAGGAGAGCAAGUACCUUCGAGUGGCAGAAGCACUUCACAAACUAAAGCUACAGAGUGGAGAGAUAACAAAAGAAGAGAAGCAGCCUGUGUCAGCCCAGUCCACUCCAAGCAGCACCCCUCAUUCUUCACCCAAGCAUAGGCCCAGAGGCUGGUUUACUUCUGGUUCUUCCACAGCUUUACCUGGCCCAAAUCCUAGCACCAUGGAUUCUGGAAGUGGGGAUAAGGACAGAAACCCAUCAGAUAAAUGGAGCUUCUUUGGACCAAGAUCCCUCCAGAAGUAUGAUUCAGGAAGUUUUGCCACCCAGGCCUACCAGGGAGCCCAGAAACCCUCUCCAAUGGAACUGAUCCGAGCCCAGGCCACUAGGAUGGCUGAAGAUCCAGCAAGCUUCAAGCCACCCAAGAUGGACAUCCCAGGGAUGGAAGGGAAGAAACAACCCCCACGGACCCAUAAUCUCAAACCCCGUGACUUGAAUGUGCUCACACCCACUGGCUUCUAGAGCUAUUUCUGUUCCAGGGAUUAUAGAGACCCUCUUCCCUUUUACCUUGGCUCUGACAUAGGAAAGGUAUAUUUAAAAAAAAAAAAUCUUUUAAAUUGAGGCUAUACCUGAAGACUUAAUUGGUUUUUGAGAAACAGUAGUGCAGUUUGCUCUUGCUAUGUGGGAGAAGCCAUUUUGUACUGCUUUAAAGUUAGGUUAAAUCUCAGCACUUGUCUAUGGGGACUUCAUGAUCUAUUUUUGUAUUAUUUACCCUAGACAAGACUGUGAUCAUUGCUUACUGAGACAAUGUUUGUGCUGCUCUAAAAACACAGGCUUCCUGAUCCCUUUACCACUGUCAAUGUGAGCACUGACAAAUCAUGGCAUAGAGAUGCUCACUGACUAGUUCAGACAACUUUAGGCCUCUUGACUGCUGGUGCUGUAUUCAGCCUUGUCAGGUAGGUGGGCCUAACAUCUGUUUGAGACCCAGGUACAGUUAAAAGCUAGACUUGCCAGGGAUCUUUCUUUCCAGGCUGAAACUGGAGUCAUCUUGCAUUUUGGUAGAUCUAAUAGACACUUUGUCCUACAGCUACUUCCUCAUGUAGUACCUCUUGGGCCAGUGCUAAUGGGGGAAUAUUUCUUUUUUAUGCCACAGAACAAACACUAGUCUUGCAUAUGCUGUCUUGUAUUUUAUGUGAGAGUAAUUCCAGUGUGGUUGAAAACUUUCUAAGGGAGAAAAUUCAAUCUACUGGUUUGAUAAAUGGAUGUUAAGAUGGUAACUACAGUUAGUCUUGAGUUCAUGUGAAAGUAGGAUCACCUUAUUUUGAUUUUCUUGUUCAUCAUCAGGUCAGAGCCUAAUACAUUUUUUUGGGGGGGUGGUUAGAGAUGGAAGAAUUCAAAAUUCUUUGUAUGAAAGCAUUUGUCACCAAAAUGAGCCUCAUACCUUUAUGUAGUGGAUACCUUACUGGGGGAAAGGAAAUAUGGAAACUGCGUUUUUAUUUCUCCUCACUGCAUACAUGUUCAGUCACUGUCUUGAACACUAUCUCUCACUUGAUUUGGAUAGUAUUUUAUCAGUACAUAGGAGCUGACCUUUCCAUAGAGCUGUCCUGCAGUCUCAAAUUAUCAGAACAAUUAAUUUAUUUGUGUCUUUUGUCUUUUAUUUUGACAAUAAAAAUCCUUAUAACUUUCUCAAA